ACCACAACUUGAAUCACAACGAUCAUGGCGUGUGCCAUUGUAUUGAAUGCUCCGCCGUAAUCGUGCACUCCAACUAGUCCCAAUGAGGCAGCCUUGCCGCAAUAUCUUCAACUCGUCCAAAGAAAAAGUUGUCGGCCCCGAACGGACAGCGACAUUGGAUUAUUCCUCACCGCCGAUUGACACUGAUAGGACGUGUGCGUUGGACACCAGGGACCUUUACUAGAUACUGUCCAAAAUGCGGUCGUUACCAAACAUCCUCAUCGCCGGAACCCCCGGGGUGGGCAAGACGACGACCUGCACCCAAUUGCUCAAUUUGGCCUCGCAGUCCGAUCCGCCGAUCAACCUCAAACACCUCUCCAUCAACGACAUAGUGAAAGAACGAGAAUGCCACACAGGACACGACGAAGAACUGCAGACAUUGAUCGUCGACGAGGACAAACUCAUGGACGAGGUCGAGAAAGAGAUUGCCGACGGCGAAGGCGAGGGCGGGUGGGUCAUUGACUGGCAUUCGACCGAAGGGUUUGCCGUGAGGUGGAUUGACCUGGUUGUGGUCUUGAGAUGUGGCGAGACAAGUGUGCUGUAUGACCGGCUCUCGUCGCGAGGCUACAAGGACGAAAAGGUGCAGGAGAACAUGGAUGCCGAGAUUUUCGGCGUGGUCAGCGAAGAGGCCAAAGAGGGCUGGGGAGAAGAGGAGGACGGGCGAGUAGUCGAGUUGAAGAGUGUCGAAGCCGAUGAUAUUGAAGAGAAUGCCGAGCGCAUCCUCCAAUGGGUCAAGAACUGGAUCAGCGACCACGCGCAGAAAAGAAAUGGAGAGUGAAGCGAGCGUACUACGAUGGAAUUGCAGCCGUGAUCCGAGAUCUUUCUAUUGUCUAUGGACUUCAAUUGCGCCAUCCAUGGGCCCUGCCAUCCAGGGCCCCCUUUUCAGGGCUCUGGCUCUCCUCCAGCAAGCCAGGAUUUCAACUUCGCCAGGGCCUUGCCUCGGUGCGAUAUCCGGUUCUAGCGGGACGGUCAGCAGACGUUGAUGAGCACCCAGCGGAAGAGCCACUACGGCAGGAAGGAAAUACGGCGCUGGCCUGAACAAGCUCCUCUAGGGCCCCUUACCUUCUCGGCUUUGUCCAUCUCGGCAUAUGUCGUGCCCUCAUACUCGAAGACCGCGUCCCAAUCUAGGAGAUCCUCCGUGUUAGCGCCGGUCAUUGCACUAGGGGCAUCGGGGUUCAAGUUGUGAUACGAUCCCAAUCCGUUGUUACGGAGAAACCAAACCGAAUCAUGGCUGGUAAGGAGGAGUCAUCACGACUUGGGUGGGGCGGAGUGGCGCUGGUCAGGGAGGGGGAAGGCUGGAAGGAAUGGAAAGAAGCCCAGUGCGGAGACAUACCAAAGAGACCAGGUCCCCUGGCCGGCACUAUCUUGCCUUGAGUUCGUCCCUGGAACAAGAUAGGUUCGUGGCCCGGCCCGGCGCAGUAAGCAAAGGUGCAGACUGCAAAGGCCGUCUUGUCCUCAUAUGCUGCGAGCAUGUUGUUCAGACCUUCGUGUCCAACCGCUUGAAGGAAAUAUUUGCUAGAGAAUGAGAGAUGUGGUCAGCGAUCUUGACAAGAGAUGAAAUGUUGAACUUGAAUGUCCAAACAUGAUUCCAGUAGGACCAAUCAACGGGAGAAACGUUGGCGGCAGUGACCGAAGAAAGCGCCAUGGCAUCCCAAGAACCAGGACAAUAUCUUUUCAUCUGGUCAGACCCGUCAGCCUGUAGUAGAGUCCUGCCAGUGAUAUAUAUCAAGCCAAGGACCUUGAGUCUGGCCCUGACCCCAGCCGGCACGGCAUGGUUGUCGUUACGAUCUCGGAGCCGGUAGUAGUAGUACCAGUAGUCCGAUCCUGAGUCUGAGCCUUCAAACCCGCAUUUAUCCUUUGACCAGUCCAGUCCAGUCCUCGAAGCCCUCAAUACCACGAGGGGGCUCUUGAACUCAACGCCAAAUCAAUUCAAAACAAACCAAACUCACAUAUACGGCCCCGGCAACCCAUUAUACGCCGCGAACUCCAACGCCGUGUCCUCCGUCAAGACGGGCCCUCCCACGACCGCCG
Messenger RNA from Exophiala dermatitidis NIH/UT8656, 2070 nucleotides. Its product is annotated as dTMP kinase. Lineage: Eukaryota; Fungi; Ascomycota; Eurotiomycetes; Chaetothyriales; Herpotrichiellaceae. Gene Ontology annotation, cellular component: nucleus; cytoplasm. The transcript has a single exon. Gene Ontology annotation, molecular function: ATP hydrolysis activity; AMP kinase activity; ATP binding. The record is from RefSeq and is a predicted model, not a curated record. Bases 236 to 817 code for a protein of 193 amino acids.